Molecule: messenger RNA, 1035 nt
Organism: Cooperia oncophora
Lineage: Eukaryota; Metazoa; Nematoda; Chromadorea; Rhabditida; Trichostrongylidae
Source: the annotation of a GenBank genome assembly
AUGAAUUCAGUCCGAUCGCUCCGCUCAUUAACUUCUAUAUAUAGUCAUGCGAUCCAUUUUGUGAGCUAUGCGAUACGACAGGGCAAACCAUUCGUGGCCGAAUAUGAAUGUUAUUUGCCAAAUGGGUUCUCAGGAGAGCUGCUGUUACAAAUUAUCGCGUGUCUCAUUCUUCCCGGACAAGGUCUCAACAUUUUGAUUCCUUUCCUGGAUAGGAUAAAAUUCGUUCAAAAUCUCCGUGAAAUAGCUAUUGAAAUCCCGCAACAAGGUGCUAUCACUCUGGAUAACGUUCAACUUCAAUUAGAUGGUGUGCUUUAUUUGAGGGUUUUCAACCCAUAUCGAGCUUCGUAUGGUGUUGACGACCCGGAGUUUGCUGUCACUCAAUUGGCCCAGACAACUAUGAGGUCUGAGGUCGGAAAAAUCAGUCUGGAUACUGUAUUCAAAGAACGAGAGCAGCUUAAUGUGAACAUAGUCGAAGCUAUAAAUAAAGCGGCUGAACCAUGGGGGAUUAAGUGCAUGCGGUACGAAAUCAGAGAUAUGCACAUGCCCGAAAAGAUUCAGGAAGCUAUGCAAAUGCAGGUAGAAGCUGAACGUAAAAAGCGCGCAGCAAUUCUGGAAUCUGAAGGACAUCGAGAAUCUGCUAUAAAUAAGGCAGAAGGAGAGAAGAGAGCGAAGAUUCUAGAGUCUGAAGCCAGAGAAGCAGAACAGAUCAACGUCGCUCGCGGUCAAGCUGAGGCUCUUCGAAUAAAUGCUGAAGCAAAAGCACAGGCAAUUGAAAGGAUAGCUACGGCACUUAAUCAGACAGCUGAGUUUCCUAUUUCUUUUGCGGGAUUAAAGUGUCAAAGAAUGGUGGUGAACGGGUGCUUGCGACCUUUCGGUGGCCAGCAAUACGUUGAAGCAUUCCAGCAACUUGCAAAGAAGUCCAACACGGUGAUAUUACCAGCAAAUUUAAGCGAGCCAAGUUCGAUGGUAGCGCAAGCACUCACUUGUGUCGAGGUUAGGGCAAGAAACAGACUAAACAAAAUAAGUGAUAAAUAG